Camponotus floridanus (Florida carpenter ant) is the source of this 1164-nucleotide messenger RNA. RefSeq names its product Orcokinin peptides. The record is from RefSeq and is a predicted model, not a curated record. The coding region runs from base 138 to 1046 and encodes 302 amino acids. NCBI's taxonomy places the organism in Eukaryota, Metazoa, Arthropoda, Insecta, Hymenoptera, Formicidae. The transcript has 3 exons.
UCGGGGCACUCCACGCGUUUUUCACGACGCGAACAUCCACGGGUUACGAAGGAUACCAAGCGACCGAUUACAAUUUUCCUCUGGAGAACUCUCAGCAUCCCUUUCGAUUCCAGAGGCAUACCAGACCUCGCGGCGUGAUGGCGUUUCCCUCAUCGAUCGCGAUCGUUUUCAUUGGCGUGACCGCUUACGCGGUUACGGCCGGACCUGUUCAGGGUAUAUCGAACACGCUGCAACGGGACGAAUACGGAUCACCGCCGUUGGCGGAUCUGCUGGCAAGAUACUGGGAAGAUCGCAGAAUGAAUCAAGAAAUGAAACAAAAUGCGAAUCAGAUCGGCGAUGGAUAUCUUGUGAGAGAUAUUGAUGAUCAACGCAGACGUUUACUAGGUGAACUAACGGAUCGCUUAACUCAACAUUCAGAUUUCGCCAAUGAUGAACAAAUACUUGACGCAAUCGGCCAAGGAGAAAUUUCUAUUGAUCGGUAUCGUGAUGAAUUACUCACGGAUCAGCUUAUCAAUCGCGAUGUUUCGAACAACGCAAGAGAGGACGAUGGAAAGAAAAAUCUAGAUCAGAUUAAUAACGAGCAUCUUGUGAGAAAUUUGGAUCAGAUUGGCGGCGGGCAUCUCGUAAGAAAUUUGGAUCAGAUCGGUGGUGGACAUCUCGUGAGAAAUUUGGACCAGAUCGGCGGUGGACAUCUUGUGAGAAAUCUCGAUCAAAUCGGUGGCGGACAUCUCGUGAGAAACCUGGACCAGAUUGGCGGUGGACAUCUCGUGAGAAAUCUUGAUCAGAUUGGCGGUGGACAUCUCGUAAGGAAUCUAGAUCAAAUCGGCGGUGGACAUCUCGUGAGAAAUUUAGAUCAAAUCGGCGGUGGGCAUCUUGUAAGGAAUCUAGAUCAAAUCGGCGGUGGGCAUGUGCUUAGAAAUGUCGAUUACUCGAAUGCAGAAACAAAGCGAAGCGCUGAUCAGCCUGCGGUUGUCUUGAGAAAGCUACAAUUAGCGCGGAAUUUGGAACGAAUUAAGAACGACAAUCUCUUGAGAAACAUGGAGUAAAUCGAUAGUGAAAAUCUUGUGAGAAGCUAGGAGUGAUUUUGCUUGAUUGGAUUAAAUCCAAAAAAUCUACAUAAGAUGAAGAAAAAGAAUUUAUUUGUACGCUUAAAAAUGAUCGAAA